Cotesia glomerata is the source of this 755-nucleotide messenger RNA. RefSeq lists its product as uncharacterized. Lineage: Eukaryota; Metazoa; Arthropoda; Insecta; Hymenoptera; Braconidae. The record is from RefSeq and is a predicted model, not a curated record. Bases 178 to 738 code for a protein of 186 amino acids. The transcript has 4 exons.
GCCGCAUGCAGAUUAAACGUGAGCAAAUCUCUCAUCACGAGUAAAUAUUACCGAAAAGUUCACGUGAGUGCUGACGGGUUAAUAAAUGAGGUGCAAAAAAGAAUCCCUCUAUGGAACCAUCAUGUUCCCCUCAAAGAAAGAAACCGAGAAGUUUCAAAUUUGUAGAAAGAGGUUUCGAUGGCAUUGAAAGGUAAGCUAGAUGCUGAAGAAUGUAAAAAGAAGUUUAAAUAUAUUCGGGAUACUCAUCGUAAAAUAAUUCAAAAUGAAAGCAAACCAAGUGGUUCAUCAAGGGUCGAUUCUACUGAUGAAUGGAAAUAUUACAGAUGUGAAUUCCUACGAGAUACUUGCUUAAUUCGCCCAACUAGAACAAACGUAGAUCAACAUGCUAGCGCUGGUUUUAAUAACGACGGAAGCUUUAAUAAUGAUUCAUCAAACGCUAUGGACGACAGUUUUGACGAAAGUACUGACCAGGAUAAUAAAUCUGCUAAAAAAGGAAAAAAACGUUGUCAGGAAAUUGCGGAUUCUGUAAAUGCAAUCAAUCGUAUCGCUGAUAUUAUUAGUAAAGAUGAAACACCAGUCGCUCUACCGGAACCGCCAAAAUUGGAUCAAGUUGGUGGAUUUUUGAUCGGUAUCGGCGAUCAAUUACGACAGCUACCAGAUGGUGUCCAAAUGCAAACCAUAAUUGAAAUUUUACAGCUGAUUCGAGAAAAAAAUAACCUAUAUGUACAAAAUGAGUGAAACUAAUAAUUUACAUA